Mus musculus (house mouse) is the source of this 2441-nucleotide messenger RNA. It is a transcript of the gene Fastk, whose product is annotated as Fas-activated serine/threonine kinase. Gene Ontology annotation, molecular function: Fas-activated serine/threonine kinase activity; protein serine kinase activity; protein serine/threonine kinase activity. Bases 1132 to 2325 code for a protein of 397 amino acids. Gene Ontology annotation, cellular component: mitochondrial matrix. Gene Ontology annotation, biological process: regulation of mitochondrial mRNA stability. The transcript is spliced from 10 exons. Lineage: Eukaryota; Metazoa; Chordata; Mammalia; Rodentia; Muridae. The record is from RefSeq and is a predicted model, not a curated record.
GCUCGCAGCGCCUGCUGGGAGCCACGUCUCCGCCGCCCUGGCGCUGGACUGCGAUUGGCGUCUGGGGGCGAUCCGGGGGCUGCUGGGAAGAUGGCGGACUCGGUGGCCCGCUGAUGAGGAGGCCGCGGGGGGAGCCCGGCUCCCGGGCCCCAAGACCAGCUGAGAGAGUGACCUACGCGGGGCCCGGGGAGUCAUGUAGGGUGGCGCCUGAGGGGCGGACCUCGGGAGGGCGGCGGGAGCUGGUGUUAGUGGUGGUGACCACGGGCUGCUCGCCUCUUGGGGCCGGGACAGGGUGUGGGGGCCCCUCCCGCGGACAGCAUCAGCUCCGCGCCUUGGCAGAUAGCUCACUCGGGCUCGGCGCGCGCCCCGCGAGCUUGCGCUGUGUUCUCAUUUCACUAGUGAGGAGGCUUAGGCAGAGAGGCGAAGACAUUAGUUCAAGGUCACGCAGCUGGUAAGUGGGAGCGCCCAGCAUGGGACCCAGCACCGGCCCGCUACUGAGCCUGCGUUCCACCCACCCCGCCGCCGCCGCCUCCUGCGGGACGGGGAGGUGGUCUUCAGGGCUCAUCGCCCGGACCACCGGGGCUCCCAGGCUGGGUGCGACCACUAGCCCUGUGAAUGACCUCAGGCUUAACCUCUCCGCCGCUCUGGGCCUGUUUCUCCGCCUGAGAAAUGAGGGUCUCCACCACCCAGCUCCAUGCUUCGAAUCCUGCUCUCUGCCCAGACUUCCCCUGCUCGGCUGUCUGGUUUGCUGCUCAUCCCACCAGUACAGCCCUGUUGUUUGGGACCCAGCAAGUCCGGGGACCGGCCUUUUGGAGGAGGCCCUGUGCAAGGCCUUCAACGGCUUCUGGAACAGGCACGGAGCCCUGGGGAGCUACUGCGAUGGCUGAGCCAGAACCCCACCAAGGUGCGAGCUCAUCACUACCCUGUGGCACUCCGGCGUCUGGGCCAGCUCUUGGUGUCUCAGCCUAGGCCCUCUCCUGUGGAGCAGGCCACACUGCAGGACUUGAGUCAGCUCAUCAUCCGAAACUGCCCCUCCUUUGACGUUCACACCAUCCAUGUGUGUCUCCACCUUGCAGUGUUACUUGAAACGAUGACAAGGAAUUUGGGGACUCAUUCACUCCACUUGGCAAGAUGGCACACCCCAGCUCUCUUACCAGGAUGGUCUUCAUCCCUCUCUCAGGCUUUCCAUCAGAUGGACCACUCCUGUGUGCCCUCGAGCAGGAGCGCAGGUCCCGUCUCCCUCCAAAGCCACCCUCCCCACAUCGGCCUGCCAUCUAUGGUGGUCAAAGGUUGGAAGUGGCCCUGAGCUGCCCCCGUUUCCUGCAGUACCCUCGUCAGCAUCUGAUCAGAAGCCUGGCAGAGGCAAGGCCAGAAGAACUGACUCCUCACGUAAUGGUGCUUCUGGCCCAACACCUGGCCCGGCACCGCUUGCGGGAACCCCAACUUCUGGAAGCCAUUGCUCAUUUCCUGGUGGUUCAGGAAGCCCAGCUCAACAGCAAGGUGGUACAGAAGUUGGUCCUGCCCUUUGGGAGGUUGAACUACAUGCCCCUGGAGCAGCAAUUUAUGCCCUGCCUUGAGAGGAUCCUGGCUCGGGAAGCAGGGGUGGCACCCUUGGCCACAGUCAACAUUUUGAUGUCGCUGUGCCAGCUGCAGUGCCUGCCCUUCAGAGCCCUGCAGUUUGUCUUUUCUCCCAGUUUUAUCAACCACAUCAAUGGCACCCCUCCUUCUCUGAUUGUGCGACGCUACCUCUCUCUACUCGAUACGGCUGUGGAGCUUGAACUCCCAGGAUACCAAGGCCCCCGCCUUCCCCAGAGGCAGCGAGUGCCCAUCUUCCCACAGCCCCUCAUCACUGACCGUGCCCGCUGCAAAUACAGUCACAAGGACAUGGUCGCUGAGGGGCUGCGCCAGCUAUUAGGGGAAGAAAACUACCGUCAGAAUCUGACUGUACCUCCGGGCUACUGCACAGACUUUCUACUCUGUGUGAGUAGUUCUGGUGCUGUGCUGCCUAUGAGGACACAAGACCCCUUCCUGCCCUACCCACCACGGUCCUGCCAACAGGACCAGGCAAACUUUAACUCCACAACCCAAGACCCUGCCCAAAGGGUGGUGCUGAUGCUGAGAGAACGCUGGCAUUUCUGCCGAGACGGCAGGGUGCUGCUGGGCUCGCGGGCCUUGAGGGAGCGGCACCUGGGCCUAAUGGGCUACCAACUCCUACCGCUGCCAUUUGAAGAGCUGGAGUCUCAAAGAGGCCUGCCCCAGCUCAAGAGCUACCUGAGGCAAAAGCUUCAGGCCUUAGGUCUUCGCUGGGGACCUGAGGGUGGGUGAGGAGGUACACACAGGGCUCAGGAUGGAUCCCCUAUGGGGAGGAGGGCAGACAAUUUGCACUUUGGCUUCCUGUUAUUAUUAUUAUUUUUUUCAUUAAAACCCCUUUCCUUCCUGAU